This is a messenger RNA of Dichomitus squalens LYAD-421 SS1, 1098 nucleotides long. Its product is annotated as Clavaminate synthase-like protein. The transcript is spliced from 10 exons. The record is from RefSeq and is a predicted model, not a curated record. Lineage: Eukaryota; Fungi; Basidiomycota; Agaricomycetes; Polyporales; Polyporaceae. Bases 1 to 1098 code for a protein of 365 amino acids. Gene Ontology annotation, molecular function: dioxygenase activity.
AUGCCCGUCGCGACGCUGCCCCCCGUACCCCGCUGGGUUGUACCUUCGCCUACGAAAGAAGACCUCGACUGGGAACAACUUCCGGUUAUCGACUUCUCACAGGCAAGCACACCAGAGGGUCGUGCAGAGCUUGCGCCGCGCGUGCGAGACGUCAUGCGUACCGUGGGGUUCAUGUGCAUUGUAAAUCACGGAUUGACGCAGAGUCAGACAGCACGCAUGUUUGACAUCGGGGAUGUAGUGUUUAGUAAGGUUCCCGAGGAGGAGAAGCUCCAGUAUGCAUCGAAUCUCAAGGAGGACGCCACGAGGAUAGGAUACAAGCCCCGUCAGGUUUUUAUGACGGACAAUGGAGUUCGCGACCAACACGAGCAGUAUGCCGUACACCGCACAGUGUUUGACAGACAGAAGCAUCCGAAGGCACUAGAGCCGUUCCUUCCCGAGCUGCGCGCGUUCGCAGAGCACAACCAUUACAACGUUCUUCACCAAAUUCUCAGACUGCUCGCCCUGGGCAUGGAGAUUCCCGAGGAGACGUUCGUCAAGAUGCAUGGUUUUGGCGCUGCUGGGGACUCUCACGUUCGUUGGAUCAAGUAUUACCCAUUGACAGAAGAAGAUGAGGUCAAGACGAAUCAUGUGUGGCUCAGGGGACAUACAGAUGCCGGAACGGUGACAAUCCUGUACAGUCAGCCAAUUGCAGCACUUCAGAUCCAAUCUCCAGACACGAAAUGGCGAUGGAUCAAACAUAUCGACAAUGCCCUAGUGGUCAACAUAGGGACAUCGAUGGAAAUUCUCUCCGGUGGCUUCUACAAAGCGACGAUCCAUCGUGUCGUACAGCCACCCGCUGAUCAGCGCGGCCUGAUCCGUCUGGGGAUGUAUUACUUUGCUCUCGCCGACGACGAUGUCAAACUCGCACCGGUCGAAAGUUCUGUAUUGAAGCAGGAAGGCGAGCCGAGCGGCUCCGAGUCUGGGACUACGCUUACUAUGGGCGAGUUUCGGAAGAUGCGUUACAGGGCGUUCGGUCUGAAGGAGGCGAAGCGCACGGACACGGGGAAGGAAGAGCAUAUCAUCGUUAAUGGCGUCGUUGUCGUGAAGUACUAUAAUUGA